Molecule: messenger RNA, 1009 nt
Organism: Drosophila persimilis
Lineage: Eukaryota; Metazoa; Arthropoda; Insecta; Diptera; Drosophilidae
Gene: Cpr97Eb
Product: DNA translocase FtsK
Exons: 2
Coding region: 109-804 (231 amino acids)
Cellular component (GO): chitin-based extracellular matrix
Molecular function (GO): structural constituent of chitin-based larval cuticle
Source: RefSeq, a predicted model, not a curated record
CAUUUUCAUAAAUCAUUUUUGCAGUGUACAUUGCGUGAUUCGUUGUGCAACAGAGAGAUUGGUGAAAACGAUUUGGCAUUGAUUGAAAUACCAUAAUAACUUGGCAAAAUGAUGAAAUUGUCCAUUUGUUGGAUGCUUUUGCUGUUUGCGGCCCACUGUGCGUAUGCGCAGUAUCAGGACUACACCACGCCUGUGCCCAUCCUCAAACAGAUCGACAAGCACAACGAUGAUGGGUCGUACACUUAUGGAUACGAGGCAGCCGACAAGAGCUUCAAGAUCGAGACCAAGUACGCCAACGGAGAGGUGUACGGCAAGUACGGCUACGUGGAUGACCAGGGAAAGGUUAGAGAGAUCGAGUACGGGGCAAGUAAGCGUGGCUUUGAGCCCGCGGGCAGCCACAUCAAUGUCCCGCCACCGACGCUGAGCAACACCAAUCCGUACCCACUGGGCCCCAACGAGAUCGACGACGGGCAGUACAGGGAGGAUCCAGCCGUCUAUUACAAGGACCAGAAGUACAACCGCCCCAUUGCAGCCAGCAAGUUCUCUCUGGGCGACUUUGGGCGUGGCCAGCAGCAGCAGCCGUCCUAUGCUCCAGCGCCGCAGCCUGCUCCCCAACGCCCGUACUACAAUCCCACCCCGCAGUACUAUAAUCCGCCCGCACCGCAGCCACGCUACUACCAGCCCCCGGCGCCAGCCCAGAACUACUACGGCCAACAGCAACAGCCGCAGCAGUUCCAUCCAGCGCUGCGUAAUCUGAACCUUAACACGGGAUCCUACAGCAUCGAUUACACGGGCAGGAAGUAGACGGAUCGGGGGAUCAGGACAGCAUCAGAGAGAUAGCGACUGAAGUGUCCGAGGACCAUGUCAACUUUUCAUACUGCCAAAAAAAUCAGUCACUCCGAAUAUCCCACACAUCGGUUACUACUAAAAUAUACUAAAUAAAUGUAUGUCCUUGUAAAUGUGUAAUAAACUGACUUUCGAGAGCCGAAGCGUUGAAGAAGUACGAUCA